AUGAGGGCAUUUAGCUCACGCGACCGGGUUCCAAUAGCAUACCAUUGUGAAACAAUAGCAUACGAGUACCAUCGUGAAAAACACAGGCGCAGCUUUUUUCAAGGAAGUGAUGGUAUCAUAUCAACUAAGGGUGAAAAAUGGGGCUCAUUUCGUUCAGCAAUCAAUCCAGUUUUAAUGCAUCCGAAAAAGGCUAAAAUUUACUUACCAAAGAUGUGUAAAAUUAAUACCGAAUUCGGAGAAAGAAUUGGGGAAAUACCAGAUCCGAAGACACUUAAAGUUCCAGAAGCUUUUGAAGAUGAAAUAAAUCGCUGGACAUUAGAAUCAAUUUCCAUGGUAGCGCACGAUCAACAACUGGGUCUAAUUAAUCCAAUGAAUCGAAAAAAUCCUGUUACAAAGAAACUUUUUGUUACAUUGAUUGAGUUUUUUUUCGUUAACGGGGGAGAUUCAAUUUUAGCCACAAAUUUGGAAAUAUGUUAA
Molecule: messenger RNA, 477 nt
Organism: Teleopsis dalmanni
Lineage: Eukaryota; Metazoa; Arthropoda; Insecta; Diptera; Diopsidae
Product: cytochrome P450 CYP12A2-like
Exons: 3
Coding region: 1-477 (158 amino acids)
Molecular function (GO): oxidoreductase activity, acting on paired donors, with incorporation or reduction of molecular oxygen; heme binding; iron ion binding
Source: RefSeq, a predicted model, not a curated record